GGACAACAAAAUGGUAGAAAUCACAGAAGUGAUAGAGCCAGAGUGGCAGACACGUAAUGAUAUACAAAAUCUGGUUAAUCAAAAGACUUUACAGUGGGUUUUUGUAGGAGGAAAAGGAGGGGUUGGCAAAACUACAAUAUCGUCGUCAAUCGCUACUGCCCUUGCAGAAACCAGAGAAUCGGUAUUACUGCUGUCUACUGAUCCUGCACAUAGUCUCAGCGAUGCUUUCGGACAGAAGUUUACCCAUGAACCUCGAUUGGUCAAUGGAUUCACAAAUUUGUAUGCUAUGGAAUUGAAUACAUCGCAAAUUAUCGAUGGGCUAGAUGGAUUGAGAGAAACGCAUUCAUUUCUCAAAAAUGUACCGGACAUCCUUAUGAUGUUGCCGGGAAUAGACGAGGCCCUUUCCUUUGUGGAACUUAUGCAGUCAGUGCAAAGCAGGCGCUUUUCUGUCACCAUUUUUGACACCGCGCCUACUGGACAUACCCUCAAAUUUUUAAAGCUGCCAGACGUCUUGGAAAAGAUUUUAGACUCACUAUUGAAAUUGGAAAACACAAUGGGAGGCUUAUUACAACUAUUUUCUUCUAUGACCAAGGCACAGAUGUCGCAAAAUGAACUCUUUGAUAAAAUCAAACUGUUAGGGGAUAUGAUCAAUACGACACAUGAACAGAUGAAGAAUCCUGACCUUACCACAUUCAUCUGUGUUUGCAUCCCUGAGUUCUUAAGUGUAUACGAAACUGAAAGGUUAAUACAAGACUUGGCAAAGAGCGAAAUUGACUGUUCCUACAUUAUUGUAAACCAAGUCCUUAAACACAUUCAAUUAGGAGGACUCAUCGAAGAUGCGUGGGACGGACUCACCGAAGAACAGCAACGCAUAAUGACUCCAUUCUUCGAAAAGGUUAGAGAGCACCACUCCACCCACAACAGCAGGGUGGAUGUGCAGCGAAAGUAUCUGAGCGACAUCAAAGAUCUAUAUCAAGAAGAUUUUAACAUAGUUGCUGUUCAUCAGAACAAGCAAGAAGUAAGAGGCAAAGAUGCUCUUGUGGCAUUUGCAAAGAAGCUAAUGCAACACAGUCCCCUUCCCAUAUAAGCUGGAAAACACUUUUAGCUACAUUAGUCCGCUAAACGGACGCUCAUGCCUUUGGCAGCCUUGCGUAAAUCUUCGUCAUUGCUCUGGACACAAUUUCAAGUCCAUUAUGUGGAACGAACCUUCUCAAGCAAUUUUAGUUUACUUAAAGCACCGGAUGCUUUGACA
Messenger RNA from Babesia bovis T2Bo, 1252 nucleotides. RefSeq names its product arsenite/tail-anchored protein-transporting ATPase family protein. Lineage: Eukaryota; Apicomplexa; Aconoidasida; Piroplasmida; Babesiidae. Bases 11 to 1087 code for a protein of 358 amino acids. The transcript is spliced from 5 exons. Gene Ontology annotation, molecular function: ATP hydrolysis activity; ATP binding. The record is from RefSeq and is a predicted model, not a curated record. Gene Ontology annotation, cellular component: GET complex. Gene Ontology annotation, biological process: post-translational protein targeting to endoplasmic reticulum membrane.